CUGAGUUAAUUACCCUAUUAACCUAGCUCCCUAGAGCGGCAACUGGAGGUAUGGAUAUGUACGUACAUACUACGUAGUAUGUAUGGGUUUUACCCUUGAACCUUGUCUCGCUCGCUCGUCUCAUGAGCAAUGCAUGCAAAUGCAAAUGCAGGGCAAGGCAAGCUUGUUAGUUGAUUCGGCGAUAUGACAACCGCAAAAGUCCCUACCCUGGCCUGCUUUGACUUACCUCCUUUGCUUCUAAGGUUUCCUACUAAGUUUAUUUCGUAACCCGCGCGUUACCUUGCCUUACUCUACCUUACUCUCUACUGUAGCAUCCACUCGCUCGCUUGUUCGUUCGUUCGCGUUCACUUUCUUUUCUCUUGUCUCAGGCAAUUUUUGAUCUCCGAGUAUCCCGUCUCUCCCUUUUUUGCUUUUGGUUUUGUUGAAACGCCCUUGUUUCCUUGAAAUGGAAUCAUCGGCUGCCUGUCUCUUGCUGUAGGGUUUCGGUUUAUUCUCUCUCUCUCUUUCUCUCCUCUUACUUCACUAUUCAUUCUUCAGCAACAUCACACUUUCAACUGGAGCUUACACAGCGGCAUUACACUUUCAAUGACGCAGACAAUAAACCUUCUCCGUCGUCCCACAGCAGCUGAUCUACCUUGUCACUUUUUAAGUUGGGUCGCACAAUUGUCGACACCAACCUCACUCAUCCCAACAUGUUGCUAAGCAUGGAUGUCAUGAAGGUGCGGGAUUGGACCUAUCUUGAGGACCCCCCUCAAGAUAUUGGCCCAGCUCGACAUCUUCUUGAGGUUUACAGCAAGAUUCCUUAUAGCGAUCUAGAUGGCCACAUACGCCGCGUCCGAGAGAAGGCCUGGUGUAUCUCACAGUACCCUUGCGUUGGGCGAUGGAAAUUUCUCUACAUCCCGGAUCCCAAAGAUCCUCGCUACCAACAGGCUCUUUUCCGCCUCAACGUCGCCGGCUCUAGAGAUGUCCUUCUUGAUCUGGGAUGUGGGGUUGGACAAGUAAUUCGGCAGUUUCGUGCAGAUGGAGUUGACGGCGCUCAACUCAUUGGCACCGACCUGCAGUCCAAGUUCAUCGAUAUUGGCUACGAUUUGUUCCAGGACAGGCAUUCUCUCGGCGCAACAUUUGUUGCGGGCGAUAUGCUCGAUCCCGCCGACAAGGAGAUGGCUUUGUUGCGUGGCAAGAUCACCAUGGUUCACGCAGGCAGCUUCUUUCACCUCUUCAACUGGGUUCAACAACUUUACAUUGGCAAGCGUGUCGUCGAAUUCCUUAAGCCCGGCACCAAAAAUGCGCUGAUAUAUGGUCGCCAGGUCGGCACGAACCAUCCAGGGCCGUCUUCGACUAGCACGCGAUCAGCUUAUUUACACGACCAAGCGAGUUUCCAGCGACUAUGGGACGAAGUCGGAGCCCUCACCAAGACACGAUGGCAGGUGCAGGUCGAACCUACUGGAGAACCUGUCUCUAAAGUCCCUGGAUUCAGCAAUCACGCAUUCCCCGUCAAUUUCACCGUCUAUCAAGUUUCAUGAGAAAUUGCUCCAAUGCGAUUCGCAUCCUAGCAACUUAACCGGAAUGAGCGGCGAUCGCAUUACGACCCCGGUCCCGCCUCAUUUCUCCUGUUAUCCGGCGACUUCGACCCUAUCGUGAAACUGACAUUCUCCCGAGCAGCUUUUCUACUUUGGGUUGGCCCGCAUAUCGACUCAUACUAGCGUCUUUGCGUUUAGUAUUCCCGACCAGAUCCCCGACCAAGACCACGAAAUGAUGAAAGCAUCGAAUAUUGUGUACUUUUUGGCUCGUCUGCACUUAUUUAGACUCGGCGACUUACAACAAUCGAAUUGCGAAGGUACCGCUGAUCAAACCUAUCUUGGAAGAGAAAGUGGCCGCCCAGCCUCUCACCGACCGGACUCGGCAGUCCCCUGUUGCAGAAACGUCUUUUGUGCUACAAGGAUUCUCGAUCCACGGAUGCUCUCCCGUGAUUCCUAGGACUCGAGGACAACUUUUGCGUCAUCAUUUCGUGACACAAGCUGACGGCUUUAUUAUAUGGAACCACAAACUCCAGUCAAUGACUUACUCAGCAGUCAAAACCACUUUGGGAAGGGGAUGGUCUGCUUAGGAGAUCAUUAGGUACGAUUAUUGAUUAAUGAUACACGAUGAUACUUGGCGGCGCAACGCGCCGCGUUUUUAUGCUUGGGCACUUGACUCAUGCUAGUCCUUUUUUACGGCGUUUAGCGAAUAGGUAUAGAACAGGUUUAAGAUAGAGGGGGCAAGAUAGAGGGGGCAAGAUAGAAUGCAUAUGGGAGCAAUAGAUUAAUACGUGAACUAUACCAGGUGCUCUCGACAGCAACAUUGGUUAGUCUAGAUGGUUCGUGGUUUGUCUGCUAGUUAAAUAUAUCAACACCUGACCAUUUUCCAAGUCAAGC
Messenger RNA from Fusarium verticillioides 7600, 2414 nucleotides. RefSeq lists its product as hypothetical. Lineage: Eukaryota; Fungi; Ascomycota; Sordariomycetes; Hypocreales; Nectriaceae. The transcript is spliced from 2 exons. The coding region runs from base 693 to 1523 and encodes 276 amino acids. The record is from RefSeq and is a predicted model, not a curated record.